This is a messenger RNA of Drosophila elegans, 651 nucleotides long. RefSeq lists its product as uncharacterized. The transcript has a single exon. The coding region runs from base 107 to 433 and encodes 108 amino acids. The record is from RefSeq and is a predicted model, not a curated record. Lineage: Eukaryota; Metazoa; Arthropoda; Insecta; Diptera; Drosophilidae.
UUCCACAGCGAUAGUCAGCCCAAAAAAUCCAAAUAGUCCGUCGAGAGAGUGUGUGUUUGAGUUGUUUGUGUCUGUGAUAGUUAGACCCAGUGCCAAGUGCCUCAGGAUGUUAUUCCUAGCGCCGCGCAAACAUCUGUUUGCCACCAACCUGAUCAUCCUGCUGAUGAUCUACGUGAUGAAGAAGUGCCUCCAGCUCUUCUGCAUCAUCGAGAACCGAGGCGUGGAGGAGAAGGACCAAUUGCCGGCCAGGGAGAUCCCUCAGAAGCGCCGCGGCGGCUUCAAAAUCAUCCCGGCUGCCAUCCACGAGAGCAUGCACGGCUUUGGCUACGGCGAGGGUCACUACCAGAUCUUCGUGGAGAAGAAGGAGCGCAAUCUGCCCACCAAAUCGCGCCUCAACGCGGCCACAGCCGAAGUGAAGCUGAAUCCCAAUUAGUUGCUCUUGCAGCGACCAAACCAAAACAUUGACAUCCUCAGCAUGUCAAAGACAAUGAGCCAAUUGAGCCAGCAAAAAAAGCAUAUACCCAUUACCCCCAAAUACAUCCUCAUACAUCCAUGUCUUCUUCAAUAGUCUUUAAAUAAUUACUUAAAAUACUUAUUUGUUUAUACACAACAAAGCGGAUUCUUGGCCAUUAAUAAAAAGCAUAAAAAAUA